This is a messenger RNA of Didymosphaeria variabile, 2715 nucleotides long. RefSeq lists its product as uncharacterized. The transcript has a single exon. Bases 1 to 2715 code for a protein of 904 amino acids. Lineage: Eukaryota; Fungi; Ascomycota; Dothideomycetes; Pleosporales; Didymosphaeriaceae. The record is from RefSeq and is a predicted model, not a curated record.
AUGGCUCAGAUCGCGCUGCCACGACAGCAGGUGACGCAGACACAGCAAUCUGCCCAAGUCGGCUCACCGCUAUACCAGCGCCGCCGCCCGUCACAGGCCGGUCCCAUCGAACUGCUGCCGAACCCUGACUUCUCCUUCCCCAUGCGAGACCCAGAGACUACCUCGUCAGUACCCGUUCCUGCUGCCAAUGCGCGCCCAAUGUCGCUCCAAGCGUAUCCUACAGGCCGUCGAGGCUCCGCUCACGCCAGAGGAAAGUCGAUCAAUGCUCUGCCCGACUUCAGUUUCAACCCAGCCGGAACAUCGGCGCCGGUCGCGACGGCUCCGUCACCACAACUCUCUCCUAUGGCGUUGCCCACGACUCCCGUAACUCCUUCGAGACCGAUUGGAGGGCAUAGACGCGGUGGGAGCGAGUUCAUCGGUGGAGAUGGGCGGUCCGGAGGCACUUCGCUGUUGAGCACCAGUCCUACUAAAGGCGACGACGUCUUACCUGCACCGACUAACAACACCCUACGACCGGGCCCACCUGCCGGACGACGUGGUCAUGCUCAUCGUCGCUCGGGUGCAGUAUCCUCUCACGAUCUAUCCUCGAUGAUGAACCCUCCGGCGCACCCACGAGCCGGUAGUGCCCCCGUUACCCCUUCAGAGGGUCCACAGUUUGCAUUUGGCCAUUCUGUGAACAAGUCCAUGUCUCAACCGUCAUUGCGAGAUGCUGGUUCACUUCAAGACGCGGACGAGAUGCCGCGACCUCCCUCCCGGGCACGUGUUGGGUUUUCCGAUAAAGUCGAAUACAUUCGACCGCUCUCAACUAUUUCCUCAGAAACCGAAACAUCCAUGUCGACGAUGCGAGGUCACUCUGCGACGAAUAGUCUGUCAUCAGUUAUUAGUUCCGGAACAUCGAGCCCGCAGACGUUCAGAAAUGGUCGCCCUACGCUUAGCACUGUGGAGGAUGAAUCUCGGCCUAGUACAGCGGGCGCAAUUUUGGGUAGUCGCAGCAAUUCUCGGGAUGAUGUGACCAACCGCAAGCGUCCUUCCUCUGCAAUCUCCCCAACGGCGAUUGCGGCCCCCAACAACGUAUCUCUCCCAGCCAAACGUCGAAGCUUCUUCCGGUCUGAGCCGCGACGCAGUGAUCCAUCUGUACCGGCUCUUUCCAGCGUUUCUGACCCGGCUCUGACUGUUCCCAUUGAGUCUCCUCUGCCCUCUCCAAUGCUCGAUGAAGAAGAAUCUGGCGAGCAGAGUACCAAGACCAAGCCGCGGAAAUCUAACAGGGCCCCUAGGAAGGUCAAAUCGUGGGCAAGCUCGAUUAUUCCUAAAAAAGCAAAACACAGCAGAAAGGUCAAGGACAGAGCUUCAACACCACCUCCGCAUUCUACCGUGGAUGAUGAAUCUGAUGCGUCCGAGGACCUCGAUUUCGAAGCCAACUUCGACGUCGAUAAUACAGUGACGAUUGUGUCGCCCGCCGACGACACAGCCACUGUUCAGAAGACACAAACUGAUUACGCAUCAUGGCAGCCGCGCGAGCUCAAACGCGUAGAUUCUGACACGAUGAAUUCCGUGAUCGAUCUAGACGCAGCGCUUGGGCCGUUCAAUGGUACGAAUGCCCGUACGCAGCGAGGCUUUGCUGCCCACCGACGAGCUAUGCAUAGCGCAGGGGGUGUCCUCCAGAACCACCGGCGGACUGAGAGCGCACCAGCAUUGGUGCCCUUUGAGCUCAGAAGCACCGCAGCGGCAACGUCAUCAACUAUGGCAGAUGUGUUUGAAGAGGAGGAGCCAGAAGACGACACGCCCAUCUCCAGUGGAAAGAGCACGCAUUCUGAACCCGCGAUAAGUGGGGAGCAAGAGGAACCCGAAGAGCCAAAGAUACAAAUUGUGGAGACUGACGAACAUCACAAUGGUUCAUCUAUCAAUUGGAAUUUCAACGAUGAUCUGAGUCUGAAACGCAAUGAUAGGUCACGGAGAGAGGAGUCAUCUGAACCGUGUUCUCCACGUGCUCUUCCAGACUCAGUCUUGAGCGUUGAUGGAACCACACGCUCCACAGGUGCCGAUGCGGUAGAGAUUGUAGAAGAUUUUGAAGAGCCGCGAACCUCAUCUCUCACUCACUCUUCUGACACUACUGUCACGCCUCAGAUCUCAACAGACGACACUAAGGAGACGCACACCGUCAUGAACCUUUCUCUUCCCCUCGGACAACAGAACCUGAUGACGCCAGAUACCUUCACAUCAUCCUUUUCAUCACCAGACUUUAGAUCUAGCCAGGUCUCAUUGGACACGCAAAGGCUGGGCACAGCUGCAUCGUCCAUGACUGACUACCAAGCGAUGCCUUCACCACGCUUUGGAGAACCAGGUCCAGAGCUUCGCGUCUCCGUCGAUGACGUUCCCUCGCUGAGCUCUUCUCGAUCCACAAUGACGAGCGCGAUGCAGAGCGUCUUCCCGUUGCCGAGUCCUCGGCAGCAAGGUGAUCGAUCUGCCUCUCUCUGCUCUGCCCCUAGCGAUGUUGAAUCGCGUCGCCGCAAGCGUUCGAGCAUUGCAAGCCUCUCUCGUCUGAUGAACACUGGGUCGUUUGGCGAGAGGAGCAAGCUGUCAAUCGAGACGAGGCCACAGUCAGAGUAUGGCAUGCUGGAAGCCACCCAGAAGGAAUCCAAGAAGAAGCACAAGCGACUCAGCAAGCUCAUGCAGUUUUGGAAAACCAAAGAAUCAAAAGGGUCGUCUCGGACUUGA